Molecule: messenger RNA, 1223 nt
Organism: Camponotus floridanus (Florida carpenter ant)
Lineage: Eukaryota; Metazoa; Arthropoda; Insecta; Hymenoptera; Formicidae
Exons: 3
Coding region: 16-978 (320 amino acids)
Source: RefSeq, a predicted model, not a curated record
AGAUGUCAAACAAUUAUGAGGGUAAACAAUUAUAGUCAAACGAACUCGAAAAAACGCGACAAAACAAUCCAGAAAAAAAAACGAAGAGAAAACAGUCGCGAAGACAAAGGCAGACGGAGAAAAGCAUCGCCCACGACGGCGUUGUCUUCCUCUUCUCCUGUUGACUUCCUACCCGCCGACAAUUUCAUCGGCACGCUCGAGUUGCCCAGCGGGCAGAGCGUUGCGUCCCCUAUAAAAGCGAGGGUAGACGAUAGCGGUACCAGUGUGUGCUCACUACCGACCAACAUGAACAGCACCGACAAGCUGAAAAUAAUACUCUUAUGCGGCCUAGUAUUAUCGGUCGUAGCUGAGAAGAUCGAGGAGGCGAAGAAAACUGAAUCCAGCGCUCAGCCAAAGGAUGAAAAGUCAAAACGCGGAUUGGAACUGAGCCUGGGCGAUCACGGUGGUUUCGGGGGCGGUUUCGGAGGCGGUUUCGGCGAUGGCGGAUUCGGCGGUCACGGUGGUGGCGAGAUAAUUUCUACCGAUCACAUCAAAGCGGUGACAGUCACGAAGCAUGUACCAGUACCGCAUCCGUACCCCGUAGAGGUCACGAAGCAUGUGCCCUAUCCGGUAAAGGUGCCGGUCAAAGUACCCGUCGAUCGCCCGUAUCCGGUCCACGUACCGCAACCAUACCCGGUAGAGGUCACGAAGCACGUGCCCUAUCCGGUAGAGAAACCGGUGCCCUACCCAGUCAAGGUGCCCAUAAAGGUACCCAUCAAGGUGCCCUAUCCAGUCAAGGUGCCAGUCAAGGUUCCGGUCGAAAUAGCGAAACCAGUUCCCUAUCCCGUCAAAGUACCUGUGGUCGUCAAAGAACCCUAUCCCGUGGUCGUUAAAGGUCACGACGAAGGCGGCUUCGGCGGCGGAUUCGGUGGUGGACAUGACUUCGGCGGCAGUUUCGAGCUCGGCGGUGGUGGACACGAUUUCGGCGGAUAUCAUUGAGACAAAAUUGUAGGAAGGAAGCAAGGACUUGCGUCGUCCUCUUUUGUCUCACGCUAUGCGAGACGAGGAAGCUUUCGAUCAUCGAGAGAUCGAGGAGCGACCGACAGAGCGAUUACAUCGUUCUAAUAAAAAAAAAAUAAUAAUAAUGCGACGUAUCAAUAUUCUAUUUUAUUGUGAUCCCAUCCUCGGAUUGUACUAUACACGCUGUAAAUGUAAACACGAAUAAAGUAUUCUUUUGUACGUAA